This is a messenger RNA of Tympanuchus pallidicinctus (lesser prairie-chicken), 1325 nucleotides long. It is a transcript of the gene FAM219B, whose product is annotated as family with sequence similarity 219 member B. The coding region runs from base 8 to 547 and encodes 179 amino acids. The transcript has 6 exons. NCBI's taxonomy places the organism in Eukaryota, Metazoa, Chordata, Aves, Galliformes, Phasianidae. The record is from RefSeq and is a predicted model, not a curated record.
CGCGGCCAUGGCGACGGGCUGCGGCGGCGGGCCCGGGGCUGCGGGCGCUGCGGGCCGAGCGGGCGGGGGGCGGGGAGAGGCGUCGCCUCGCAGUGACAGGAGGGCGGGCCAGCGAGGCGGAGGGGCCACGAGGAGCGGGCCCUACACCCUCAGCCGGGCCCCCGCCGCGCUGCAGAGGCAGCGGGAGCUGGCCAGGGCGGCACUGCGGCGGCACGGGCUGCUGGGAGGGCCCGGUAGGCCCCCAACCAAACCGACAGGCAAAAGGUCAGUGAAGUUUCACAAGGGCUACGUGGCACUCAGCCAGACAGCAGAUGAAAGCCUGGUGUCCCUGGACUCAGACAGUGACGGGGAGCUGGAAUCGAGGGGCUCCUCUGGCUACUCCUCCGCCGAGCAGGUGAACCAGGACCUGAGCCGGCAGCUCCUGCAGGAUGGGUACCACCUGGAUGAGGUCCCAGAUGACGAGGACCUGGACCUCAUCCCCCCCAAACCCACCACCUCCUCUUGCCCAUGCUGCUUUGGGGAUUCUCUCUCCUGUGUGGUCCAGUAGGUGCUGCUCAUGUUGGGACACCUCAAAAGCCACCACGUUCCAUGUCUCCUGGGAUGCUUGGUGGCAUCCCAAGAACUCAUUACUACGUUACAGCACCCAGCCAGUCCCAAACCACUUCUUGUACAGAGCAGUAUCACAGGGGUGGCUCAGUGACAUAUGGCCACACGGGUGUCAUUUGUCACCAGGGUAAGGAGGGGACUCACACCAGUCCCAUUCUUCAGCCUUGAACAGCUCAGACACUACGUACCCAGAGUGCCCUAAGACCAUGAGCCCACCUCUACCAGGACACUGCUUGACACGGCCCUCCUGAAUCUGUUCAUUAUGCAAAAAAGGUCAAAUUUGGAGCAGCUCCCCAAACUCAGCAUCGUUACAUUCUUCUUUUUGUCUGUGCAUCUUUCUCAUGCUGCCAGCUGUGCAGGGCAGGAAGGUGCCCAAAGGGCUGCUUGCUUUUUCUUGGGAUAGAUGUGUUUUUCUUUCUUGUUAGAUACAGAAAGGGGCCAACGGCCUCUGUGUUUUAUUUAUGAUGUGUUCCCCCCUUGGGGGCCCUUCUUAGUCAUCAGUGCAGCUCAGCCCAUUUGGGCAUGGAUUCGGGGCAGGAAAGUUCUGCCUGGUGCAGGUUUUAUAAGCUGCCUUAAAUCAUGGUCCUGCUGUAUUGUAGAGGACAAUCAGCUUCUUAAAAACAAACCUUAUUUAAAUAAUCUUUGUCUAAAUAAUUGAGACUUUUUUGUAUACUCCUUGUUGGAGGAAGCACUCAGUAAACUGGAUCUUGUUACUCAAA